GCAGAAUAUGGGACUUUUUCAUGACCUUCAUCGCGUACACGUCUCCCGUGCUCUUCUCGUGAACAACCUGGACCUGCACAACACAGACGGAGAGGAUGAUGAACAUCACGUGUGAGAUGAUCAUUGGCCUCGUCCAAUGACUGCCUUCACAGAGAAAUCGUCAGGAGUCAAUCGCAGUUUGCUCAGAUCCUUCACAGCCCCUUCAUCUGAAACACAUA
Molecule: messenger RNA, 218 nt
Organism: Geodia barretti
Lineage: Eukaryota; Metazoa; Porifera; Demospongiae; Tetractinellida; Geodiidae
Source: the annotation of a GenBank genome assembly